This is a messenger RNA of Perca fluviatilis (European perch), 3439 nucleotides long. RefSeq names its product corticotropin-releasing factor receptor 1-like. Gene Ontology annotation, cellular component: plasma membrane; neuron projection. Lineage: Eukaryota; Metazoa; Chordata; Actinopteri; Perciformes; Percidae. The record is from RefSeq and is a predicted model, not a curated record. Gene Ontology annotation, biological process: cell surface receptor signaling pathway; adenylate cyclase-activating G protein-coupled receptor signaling pathway. Gene Ontology annotation, molecular function: corticotrophin-releasing factor receptor activity; corticotropin-releasing hormone receptor activity; G protein-coupled peptide receptor activity. The transcript has 14 exons. The coding region runs from base 811 to 2121 and encodes 436 amino acids.
AAUAAAAAAAUAAAAUCCGUCCCUCCUCCUGUCCUUUACCUUUCUCGUAGCAGUGACGUCUGAUUAGGAUGUGGCUCAGCGGAGAGCCGUUGCAUUAUUAACUCCACACAACCACCAAGAGGGAUCGAGGUAUUCCUCAGUCGCGUAUGCUCUCGGUUUGUGUGGCACAACGUGGGCGGCGCGUCGAGGAGCCCGAUCCAGCGGCUCCGCGCAUGCAGGACUCACACGCCGAGUGCGAAGCGUGGGGACGUGACGGUUUAACCUGCGUAAAGAGGAAAAAGCGUGCAUUCAUUUUUUUUUGGUCCGGUGCCAGCCGUGAAGGACACGGCGGUGUCCGUGUAAUGGUGCGCGUCUCUCCAAGGUGGAUUCGGUUUCCAGUUAGGUAACACAAACGGUUCUGCUUUUUCACGAGAAACCGAGCCGCACGGAAAAGGACGAGGAUCAGCUGAUCACCUGAAGAGACAGCUCUGCUCCCGGACUCCUCGUGAAAUCAUCUUAAUGGAUCAUUAAAUCAUCCGUGGAGACCUGAUUAUUUCUGGUUUCUCUCCCCCAACCCCGGCUGCACGCGCCUUUUAGUUUUCUUCUCUGUUGACAGAAGUGACAUUUCAAACAUCUUUUCUAUUUUUUUCUUUUUUUUUUUUGUUAGUUUGUUUUUCUGGUGCAUUAUCAGCAAAUUGUGCGACUUUUUUUUCUUUUUGUGCACAUUUUAGAAGUCAAAAGUUGAGUGGAGAAAAAAAAAAUGUUUUGUCAGGUCACAAGAAGACAUUUCAGGACACGCGUGAACAUUAUGUGAAAAAUAAAGGUGUGGAAAUGCGUCGCAAAUACUUCUGUCUGCUUGAGGCGUGUGCCAUCCUCAGCCUCCUGCCCUCAGGCUCUUUGGCAGAUCUGACAUGUGAAGCUCUUCUCAUGCUUUCAGGAAAUGUCUCCCUACAGUCGCUGGCCUCCUCCUGGAACCAAACCCUGAGCAACGCCACCGGCCAGUGGAGCGGCUCGGGACUCUCCUGCGACACCUCCAUCGAUGGCAUCGGCACCUGCUGGCCUAGGAGCGGCGCGGGCCAAAUGGUGUCGCGACCCUGUCCCGAGAUGUUCUACGGUGUCAGAUACAACACCACCAAUAACGUUUAUAGGAAAUGUCUCGCCAACGGGACGUGGGCGCUGAAGGGGAACUACUCCAUGUGUAAGGCCAUACUUCACGAGGAGAAAAAAGGCAAGAUGCACUACCAAAUAGCUGUGAUCAUAAACUUCCUGGGUCACUGCAUCUCCAUGGUGGCCCUGCUGGUAGCCUUCUUCCUCUUCUUGUGUUUGAGGAGCAUCCGCUGCCUGAGAAACAUCAUCCACUGGAACCUGAUCACCGCCUUUAUCCUGAGGAACGCCACCUGGUUUAUCGUCCAGAUGACCAUGAGUCCAGAAGUGCACGAAAGCAACGUGGUUUGGUGCCGUCUCGUCACCGCCUCCUUCAACUAUUUCCACUCCACCAACUUCUUCUGGAUGUUUGGCGAGGGCUGCUACCUGCACACCGCCAUCGUCCUCACCUACUCCACCGACAAGCUGCGCAAGUGGAUGUUCAUCUGCAUCGGCUGGUGUAUUCCAUUCCCUAUAAUUGUGGCAUGGGCGAUUGGGAAGCUGUACUACGACAAUGAGAAGUGCUGGUUUGGGAAGCGAGCUGGCGUUUACACGGACUACAUCUACCAAGGUCCCAUGAUUCUUGUCUUAGUGAUUAAUUUCAUUUUCCUCUUCAACAUCGUGAGGAUCCUGAUGACCAAACUGCGAGCCUCCACCACAUCAGAGACAAUCCAGUACAGGAAAGCUGUGAAGGCCACACUGGUACUUCUUCCUCUCCUGGGAAUCACCUACAUGCUGUUCUUCGUCAACCCGGGGGAAGAUGAGAUCUCCCAAAUCGUCUUCAUAUAUUUCAACUCUUUCUUGGAGUCUUUCCAGGGCUUCUUUGUGUCGGUGUUUUACUGCUUCCUAAACAGCGAGGUGCGGUCAGCUGUGAGGAAGCGGUUCCACCGCUGGCAGGAGCAGCACUCCAUCCGAGCCCGGAUGACCCAGGCCAUGUCCAUCCCCACUUCACCUUCACGGGUCAGCUUUCACAGCAUCAAGCAGUCCACAUCGAUAUGAGAGCGGAGGCCAGCGUCGUCCUGGAUACAAGCUUUGGGCUGUCGUCAUCGUUUUCUGCCACAUCACUGAAGUACACUGAAACACUUUGUGAGCUGGGGCAAAAAAAGCUGCAGAGAAAGUUACGGAGAGAGGGAGACAGAGAGAGAGAGACAGAGAGAGACAGAGAGAGAGAGACAGAGAGAGAGAGAGAGAGAGAGAGAGAGGCUGCAUCAGCCUCCCAAACCUCAGGAGGGACAUUAUAUACAGACUUGAAAAUGGAUAAGGACGGAGAUAAAGGACACUGCAGGCUUUAGGAAACGAGAGGUUAGUGGAUCAAAAGAUGCACGUGACCAAGCUGAGUUUGACAUUGAAUCUGGGUGUGAUGUACAGCACUCCAUGCUCUUUAAUGUUUGCCUGCCAUAGAAAUCCUCUGUUGUAUUCCUGCUUGCACACUUUUUGUUUUUGUCUUUUUUGCUAUCUUUACGUCAGCGAGAACUCCGAGCUCGUGUCGCUGGACUGCACUGAACCGAACCCGGAUUCCAACCCCAGUGGACACUGAACUCAAACGCAGCGACUUUUAAUUCAUGGAAAUGAUUUUAUUUUCAGCUUUUUCAUUGUUGAAUUGUCUGGUUAUAGUGUUUGUUGAUUUGGUGUUGUGCUUCCUUCCUCUGUUCACAGCCAGCUUGGUGCAGUUGUGGUACUUUUCAUCAACUUUCCAGAAAGUUUAAAACACAUUCCAUAACUUUCUACCUGAAGAGUUUUGAUCCAAAAUAUUACGUGUACCAUGAAUAGAUGUCAAAAGUCAAGCACGUAAGUGGGUAAGCAGUGAAGUUUGAAGUCAGAUGAGUAGAUCGAUACCACCGUCAGCCGUUUGAGCCAGAGCCAGGAGGCAAUUAGCCUAGCUUAGCAUAAAUACUGGAUGCAUCUUCAAGGUCCAAAAAACAGUGGUGGAAUGUUUUUUAUUUAAGUUAGGGCUGUCCCGAAUACCAUUUUUUGCGUUGCGAAGCUUCAGUGCUAAUCAACAGUGAAUAUUCGAAGCUUGGGUGGUGGCGGCCAUGGUGGGGGGGGGGGGACUGAUCAGGACAGAGCGCACGUUCAGCGAUACCGUGAUUCGCCGCAGGGUUGUGCAGCCGUGGUAGUGUUACUGAAAUUGCCCAUUUGUGUGACGUCCUGUUGUGCAGCACUGUAAAAAUACUAUGUUACAAGUAAAAGUCCCGCAUGGAAAUUUGACUUUGUUAGUUUGCAAGUAUCAUCAGGAAAAUGUACUUAAAGUAUUAAAAGUAAAAGUACUCAAUGUAGAAAAAAUCAUGUACAAUCUUAAUGUGUAAAGUAACUAGUA